Helicoverpa zea (corn earworm) is the source of this 1500-nucleotide messenger RNA. It is a transcript of the gene Cyp303a1, whose product is annotated as probable cytochrome P450 303a1. The transcript is spliced from 3 exons. The record is from RefSeq and is a predicted model, not a curated record. Gene Ontology annotation, biological process: xenobiotic metabolic process. Bases 1 to 1500 code for a protein of 499 amino acids. Lineage: Eukaryota; Metazoa; Arthropoda; Insecta; Lepidoptera; Noctuidae. Gene Ontology annotation, molecular function: oxidoreductase activity, acting on paired donors, with incorporation or reduction of molecular oxygen, reduced flavin or flavoprotein as one donor, and incorporation of one atom of oxygen; iron ion binding; heme binding. Gene Ontology annotation, cellular component: cytoplasm; intracellular membrane-bounded organelle.
AUGUGGUUGGCAGCGCUAACGAUCGUGCUAGCGGUCUGCUUGUAUCUGUACUACGAUACCCAUAAGCCGAAGAAGUUUCCGCCGGGACCAAGAUGGGUUCCAAUCCUUGGCUGUGCCAGUGAAGUCUACAGACUUAGAGAAAAAACCGGCUACUUGUAUAAAGCAGUAAAAGAACUCUCUCUAGCAUACUCCAGAGAUGGAUCUCUGCUCGGUCUUAGAAUAGGAAAGGAUAGAAUCGUGAUGGUCAACAGCUUGGAAGCUAACAAGGAAAUGCUUUAUAACGAAGAUAUAGAUGGAAGACCUAAAGGAAUAUUCUAUCAAACGAGAACUUGGGGAGAACGCCGAGGAGUAUUACUUACUGAUGGGGAGCUCUGGAAGGAACAGAGACGAUUUCUUUUACGGCAUUUGAAGGAGUUUGGAUUCGGACGUCGAGGAAUGGAAGUCAUCGCCCGGUCGGAAGCUUCGCAUAUGGUCAACGACGUCUUGGAGACAGUUGGUGAUGGCGAUGCAGCCGUCAUACAAAUGCACAAUUUUUUUAAUGUUUACAUAUUGAACACUCUGUGGACGAUGAUGGCGGGUAUCAGGUAUAAACCUACGGACCCCCAGAUGAAGGUGCUGCAAGCCCUUCUAUUUGAUUUAUUCGCCGCCGUAGAUAUGGUGGGUACACUUUUCAGUCACUUUCCUAUACUAAGCAUUAUGAUGCCCACAUUGUCUGGUUACAAAGACUUUGUUAGAACGCACAAAAGAAUUUGGAAGUUCCUUCGUGACGAAUUAGCGAGGCACAAAGAGAGGUUUGAUUCGUCUCAAGAAGAUCGAGAUUUUAUGGAUGUGUACAUAAGAGUUUUGAAGGAGAAGGGAGAAGUGGAUACGUACUCGGAAGGGCAGCUGGUGGCCAUGUGUAUGGAUAUGUUCAUGGCUGGGACGGAGACCACCAGUAAGAGCAUGAGCUUCUGCUUCAGUUACCUGGUGAGGGAGCAGGAAGUACAGAAGAAAGCUCAAGAAGAGAUUGAUAGAGUCGUCGGAAGGGAUCGGACACCGAGCUUGGAGGAUCGUCCCAAUAUGCCGUACAACGAGGCUAUUGUCCACGAAUGUGUACGGCAUUUCAUGGGGCGCACCUUCGGCGUCCCUCACCGUGCCCUGAGGGAUACGACGCUCGCUGGAUAUUUUAUACCAGAGGAUACGAUGGUCCUGAGCAACUUCACAAACAUCUUGAUGGACGAAGAGAUGUACCCUGAGCCGUACUCUUUCAAGCCAGAACGGUUUCUAUCUGAAGGGAGGAUUUGCCUGCCAGAUCACUACUUUCCUUUCGGCCUAGCCAAGCACAGGUGCAUGGGGGAUGUGCUAGCCAGAUGUAACAUAUUCGUCUUUACCACGACCAUGCUGCAGAGGUUUUCGUUCUUACCAGCUCCUGAAGAACCCUUGCCUUCCUUAGAUCAUGUGGACGGUGCCACCCCUUCAGCAGCUCCAUUCAAAGCUCUAGUAGUGCCGAGGAAAGCCUAA